This is a messenger RNA of Calypte anna (Anna's hummingbird), 1349 nucleotides long. RefSeq names its product eukaryotic translation initiation factor 3 subunit F (gene EIF3F). The transcript is spliced from 8 exons. NCBI's taxonomy places the organism in Eukaryota, Metazoa, Chordata, Aves, Apodiformes, Trochilidae. Bases 21 to 1025 code for a protein of 334 amino acids. Gene Ontology annotation, molecular function: translation initiation factor binding; metallopeptidase activity; translation initiation factor activity. Gene Ontology annotation, cellular component: eukaryotic translation initiation factor 3 complex, eIF3m. The record is from RefSeq and is a predicted model, not a curated record. Gene Ontology annotation, biological process: translational initiation.
CCGUCCCUCUCUCUCGCAAAAUGGCGGCGACAGCUCCUGCUCCGGCCCCUCCGGCAGCCGCCCCGGCGCAGCCCCCGGCGGCGGCUCCAGCCACCCCGGCGGGAAACGCACCCUCCGCCGCCGCCGCCACCACCGCACCUCCCCCGCCCGCCACCCCGGCACCGCCACCGCCCGCACCGCCGCUUUCGGCCGCGCUCUCGGGCCCCUUCCCCGGCGGCCGCGUGGUGCGGCUGCACCCGGUGGUGCUCGCGUCCAUCGUGGACAGCUUCGAGCGGCGCAACGAGGGCGCGGCAAGGGUCAUCGGGACGCUGCUGGGCACCGUGGACAAACACUCGGUGGAGGUCACCAACUGCUUCUCCGUCCCUCACAACGAGUCCGAGGAUGAGGUGGCGGUCGAUAUGGAGUUUGCCAAAAACAUGUACGAGUUGCACAAGAAGGUGUCUCCGAGCGAGAUCAUCUUGGGCUGGUAUGCAACAGGCCAUGACAUCACUGAGCACUCUGUCCUGAUCCAUGAGUACUACAGCCGGGAAGCACACAACCCCAUCCACCUGACUGUGGACACCAGCCUCCAGAACUCCCGCAUGAGCAUCAAAGCCUAUGUCAGUGCCCCAAUGGGAGUCCCUGGAAAAACCAUGGGUGUGAUGUUCACACCUCUGACAGUGAAAUAUGUUUAUUAUGAUACAGAGCGGAUAGGAGUGGAUCUGAUCAUGAAGACUUGUUUUAGCCCUAACAGAGUGAUUGGCUUAUCCAGUGACUUGCAGCAGGUGGGCUCAGCCUCAGCCAGGAUCCAGGAUACCCUGACCAUGGUGCUCCAGUAUGCAGAGGAUGUCCUGUCUGGCAAAGUGGCUGCUGACAACACUGUUGGGCGAUUCCUCAUGGAUCUCAUUAACCAGGUGCCAAAGAUUUCUCCAGAGGACUUUGAGACAAUGUUGAACAGCAAUAUCAAUGACUUACUGAUGGUAACCUACUUGGCAAACCUCACACAGUCACAGAUUGCUCUCAACGAAAAACUUCUGAGUUUAUAGAAGAAACUUCUGCCACCCCACACUUCAGAGAGGCCGAAGAACAAGCAGACUCACUUUUCCAUGGUGGUGUUACAAAGUUCCUUGGACUGUUAAUUCAGUGACCCAGAUGACUGCUUUACAUCUGUAAUUCCCACUGCCUUGAGAAAUCCUUAACGUGGUUUAGAAAGUGAAUGGAAACAGCUGCAGUUUGGUUGAGCCCCGGAUUUUAAAAUGGAAUAUGUGAGUCUCUUGUCUCCCAGGUUUAUCUACUUGUGUAGCAAAAUGCCACUUUAUUGUGAGAAUGGGUUUGAAAUAAAAAUUCCAUUGCAAUGGCAAGAGUUGCCA